AUGAACCCCUGGCAGCCCCUGACCUCAGUGUUCCUGGUUCUAGGCUGCUGCUCUGCCGCCCCUCACGGGCACCAGUCUACUUUUGUGGUCUUCCCCCGGGAUCUGAGAACCACCAAUCUCACCGACUCGCAGCUGGCACAGGAAUACCUGUUCCGAUAUGGUUACACCCGGGUUGCUGAGAUGCAAGGAGAGAAGCUAUCCCUGCGGCCAGCACUACUGCUCCUUCAGAAGCAGCUGUCCCUGCCCCAGACUGGAGAGCUAGACAGCAAAACCCUAGAGGCUAUUCGUACCCCACGCUGUGGUGUCCCAGACCUGGGCAAAUUCCAAACCUUCGAGGGUGACCUCAAGUGGCACCACACCAACAUCACUUACUGGAUCCAAAACUACUCGGAAGACUUGCCGCGAGACGUGAUCGAUGACGCCUUCGCUCGCGCCUUCGCGGUGUGGAGCGCAGUGACACCGCUCACCUUCACCCGCGUGUACAGUCGUGACGCAGACAUCGUCAUCCAGUUUGGUGUCGCGGAGCACGGAGACGGGUAUCCCUUCGACGGGAAGGAUGGGCUCCUGGCACACGCGUUUCCUCCUGGCCCCGGGAUUCAGGGUGAUGCCCACUUCGACGAUGAAGAACUGUGGUCGCUGGGCAAAGGCGUUGUGGUUCCCACACACUUUGGAAACGCUAAUGGUGCCCCGUGUCACUUCCCCUUCACCUUCGAGGGCCGCUCCUACUUGGCCUGCACCACAGAUGGCCGCACGGAUGGGACACCUUGGUGCAGCACCACCGCGGACUAUGACACAGACCGCCAGUUUGGCUUCUGCCCCAGCGAGAGACUCUACACUGAACAUGGCAAUGGGGACGGGAAACCCUGUGUGUUUCCAUUCACCUUCGACGGCCGUUCCUACUCUGCCUGCACCACUGAAGGUCGUUCGGAUGGCUACCGCUGGUGUGCUACCACCCCCAACUACGACCAGGAUAAACUCUAUGGCUUCUGCCCUACCCGAGCUGACGCCACUGUGAUUGGUGGCAACUCCGCAGGCAAGCUGUGCAAAUUCCCCUUCAUCUUCCUGGGCAAGGAGUACUCCACCUGUACCAGCGAGGGCCGAACUGAUGGGCGCCUUUGGUGCGCCACCACCUCCAACUUCGACAGCGACAAGAAGUGGGGUUUCUGCCCUGAUCAAGGAUACAGCCUUUUCCUGGUGGCAGCACAUGAGUUUGGCCACGCACUGGGCUUGGAUCAUUCGACAGUGCCAGAGGCGCUCAUGUAUCCCAUGUACCGCUUCCUUGAGGGCUCCCCUCUGCAUGAGGAUGAUGUGAGAGGCAUCCAGCAUCUCUAUGGUCCUGGCCCUAAGCCUGACCCAAGGCCUCCAGCCACAACCACAGCUCAACCACAGCCCACAGUUCCUCCUACUGUCUGCCCCACUGCACCUCCGACUGCCUACCCCUCUGAGCAGCCCACGGUUGGCCCUACAGGUGCCCCCUCAGCUGGCCCUACAGGUCCCCCCACUGCUGGCCCUUCUGAGGCUCCUACAGUGUCUUUGGGUCCAGCAGACAAUCCCUGCAACGUGAAUAUUUUCGACGCCAUCACGGAAAUUCAGGGUUCUUUGCAUUUCUUCAAGAAUGGCCGGUACUGGAAGUUCUCAGAGCUCAGAGGACGCCAGCUGCAGGGCCCGUUUCUCAUUGCCCGCUCGUGGCCGGCUUUGCCAGCUAAGCUGGACUCCGCGUUUGAGGACCCACAGUCCAAGAAGAUUUUCUUCUUCUCUGGGCGCCAAGUGUGGGUGUACACAGGCCAGUCGGUUCUGGGCCCGAGGCGCCUGGACAAGCUGGGUCUCGGCUCGGGGGUGACCCAAGUCACCGGGGUCGUCCGGCAUCGCGGGGGAAAGGCGCUGCUGUUCAGCGGGGAGCGUGUCUGGAGGUUCAACUUGAAGACGCAGACCGUGGAUCCCCAGAGCGUCACUAGCCUGGACAGGGUGUUCUCCGGGGUGCCCCGGAACGCGCACGACGUCUUUCAGUACCGAGAGAAAGUCUACUUCUGCCAGGACCGCUUUUUCUGGCGCGUGACUUCCUGGAACGAGGUGAACCAGGUGGACCAAGUGGGCUAUGUGACCUAUGACAUCCUGCAGUGCCGUGAGGACUAGGGUCCCAUUUUGCUUCAGCAGUGCAGUGCGAGUGUCUGGGGACUCCUCCAGUGGGAAAGGAGCCAGUUUGCUGGAUACAAACUGGUGGUCUCUUCUAGAGGAUGGGGAGGAGGGCUGGGCCCUCUCUUCACACCUUUUUUUGUUGGACUAUUUCUAAUAAACAAUGA
Molecule: messenger RNA, 2300 nt
Organism: Nannospalax galili (Upper Galilee mountains blind mole rat)
Lineage: Eukaryota; Metazoa; Chordata; Mammalia; Rodentia; Spalacidae
Gene: Mmp9
Product: matrix metallopeptidase 9
Exons: 13
Coding region: 1-2133 (710 amino acids)
Biological process (GO): extracellular matrix organization; proteolysis; collagen catabolic process
Cellular component (GO): extracellular matrix
Molecular function (GO): metalloendopeptidase activity; zinc ion binding
Source: RefSeq, a predicted model, not a curated record